AUGCCAAACUAUCCCCAGGAGGUCAGCAAACGGAGCUGCAACAAUUGUCGCCAACGGAAGGUCCGAUGCGAUAGGAAAUACCCCUGUGAAGCAUGUUCAAGGUCGGGAAAAGAAUGUGCAUAUCCGGGACCAAAGCGAGCGUCCCGGAAAUUGAAUAGACCUCCGGUUUCCGAAUUAAUGGCUCGCUUGAAACAGCUGGAAGAUGCUGAGAGGCUUCGAUCCAUGCACCCUGCAGACAAGGAUGAGCCUGGGUCUAAUAUAGAACGACGCGGUUCAUCAAGAAUUAAUCCUGAGAGACCAGAUCAGAGUGGUCGGUUGGUAGUCAAAGAUGGGAGGAGUCGGUAUGUCGAUGAUGGUGCUUCCGUUCUCUUUGGUGAUAAGAUCCAAGAGCUGCGAGACGUUCUUGAAAGUUUAUCAUCCGAAGAGGAUAUGAAGACGGAAGAGAUUUUGGGCCCAUUUGGUCUUCCGCACGGAGGUCUUGUUGGAGAUUCUAACCGGACCAAAACGAAUUCUAAAGGAUUCUAUCCUCAUUCCACCCAGCUAGACAUGUUGUGGCGUAUCUACCAAAGUCGCGUUCACCCGUUGAUUGCCGUCUUGCACGUACCGUCAGUGGAGCGAAUGGUUCGUGACGCAGCGGAUGGCAUCGCUUUAGAGCCGUGCAGUAGAUCUCUGAUACUAUCUGUCUGUUUUGCUGCCGUCGCCAGCAUGACACCUGAACAGUGUGUAUCAAUGCUUGGGAAAACACAUGAUAUGGCCAUCGAGGAGUUGAGUGUGGCUGUGAACCGGGCCUUGAAACAGGCCAACUUUAUAAAAUCCAAAGAUAUCCCUGCUCUUCAAGCAGCAGUGCUGUUUCUUCUGUGCUUCCGCGUAGUAGGCGACACAAGGGUUGUAUGGGCGGAAGCCGCCGUGGUUGUGCGUGUCGCCCAGGGCCAGGGUAUUCAUCGCGAUGGUACAGGAUUCAACCUAAGCCCCUUCGAAACAGAGAUCCGUCGUCGUCUGUGGUGGCAUAUAUGUAUUCUGGACAUGCUCGCCUCAGAGGACCAAGGAACAGACACCCAAAUAAAGCCAGACACGUUUGAUACCCGUCUCCCCUCCAACGUGGAUGGCCAUGAUUUAAUUCCAGAGAUGACAGAGCUUCCACCCGAAAACACGGGGUACACAGACAUUACUCUCUGCAUUAUCAAUUGCGAAAUUGCCACCAGCGUCUCCCAACUAGGCCCUCUCUUCGGUCAAAAUUCAAAUAUAUCAAUUUGUGAUCGAGAGGCCCAUGUCAAAGCUCUAGCAAGUCGUCUUCAAGACCGGUACAUGGACCAUUUCGACCUCGGAGUUCCCAUACAGUGGAUGGUCGCGACAAUCGGCAGGCUCAUGCUUUUGAAAGUAUGGUUGGGAAUCCAUAUCCAAAAGACAUCAGGAAGCGCCAACGAGUCAGUUUCCGCGCGACAUUUAGCCGACCCUAUCUUCAAAACCGCUGUCGAGAUCACCGAGUUUGCUUAUUUUUUCCAAGAAAACGAGACUACUGCAAACUUUGCCUGGUUGGCUCGCAGUUACAAGCAAUGGCACGCCUUAGCUUACGUUCUCUCGGAACUCUGCGUCCGGGAUAUCAGCCCGGAAACUGACCAUGCCUGGAACGUGGUAGACAAGAUGUACAGAAAAUGUGUUAAAGAAGCGCCUGAGACAGACUCCAUGUUCCAAAAGCCUCUGACACGGCUGAUGGAACGCGCCACUACGUCUAGGGCUGAAAAACUGGGGAUAUCUCGCGAGCUACUGGAAAAUGGGCCCCCGGGGGCUCUGGAAUCAAGUAUCGGAGGUAUAAACUGUGAAAGCAAACAGAUCCUGUUCCCUCCUAUGCCAGACAUUCGCAAUCCAUACCAUAAUCUUAUCGGCGACGAGCCUAUCGAACCAAUUCAUUUCGACAAUAUUGGUCUUAUCCAAGGCAUUUCUGCCUCCGAAACAGCUGGCUAUCUUCACCCUAAUGUAGAUUGGCUUUUUGAGCCCUUGAUAUGA
This is a messenger RNA of Aspergillus pseudotamarii, 2004 nucleotides long. Its product is annotated as C6 transcription factor. Lineage: Eukaryota; Fungi; Ascomycota; Eurotiomycetes; Eurotiales; Aspergillaceae. Gene Ontology annotation, molecular function: DNA-binding transcription factor activity, RNA polymerase II-specific; zinc ion binding; DNA binding. The transcript is spliced from 2 exons. Gene Ontology annotation, biological process: regulation of DNA-templated transcription; DNA-templated transcription. The record is from RefSeq and is a predicted model, not a curated record. Bases 1 to 2004 code for a protein of 667 amino acids.